UUGGCAACAGCGGUCAGCUGUGUAAAUUGAACAAAAAGCGCUCACAUGUGCUACGGGUCUGAUUUUUUAAAGUAGUAAGAUCUCAAUAUUUUGUCAUGUCCAACGGCGAAGGUGGUGUCGGUGUCGUCCGCAGCGGCGGCGAUUCAGUCAAGCAGGCUAUUAUUGAGGAGCUACAGAAUCUGCUCAGUUCAGACACAAGAGUGCUGCAACAGGCGGAAAAGCGUACCAAGCAACUACAAUACACUGAAGGAUAUGGCGUGUACUUGUCGGAGAUUAUUAUGAAUCAGUCGCACGAGCUGCCACUACGUCAAAUUGCCAUCAGUAUGUUAACACGUUACGUGGAACACCACUGGACGGAUGGCGAAGAUUCGGAUAAGCCAAACGGUGGCAUGGCCAGUGAACAGGCCAAACGUACAAUCCGUAACAUACUCCCCAAUGGACUUUACGAUCCCAAUUCGAAAAUACGAUCCUCAGUAGCCCACACAAUAUCCACAAUAGCGGCGACCGAUUAUCCGCAGUGCUGGACGGAGCUCUUUGACAUCAUUGUCAAAUGUCUGAGCGGCAAUGAGGACUCCAUACAUGGAGCCAUGCAAGUGCUGCAGGAUUUCACAUAUGAUGUGGAUCAAAUCAAGGAGCUGGGACCAGUAGUUAUACCGGAGGUGUAUCGCAUAUUUGACUCUGAGCAGAAUUACACAAUUAAGACACGGGUCUCAGCCAUACGUACACUGAAGCAACUUUUUGCGUCCAUAUCAGCACUUAUUACUGACAAACAGGAGCAAAGUUCUAUGAUGAGCUCCAUACUCACCAAUUUCAUGGAUAAACUUGUGCAUUACCUCAGCAUGAAUUGCGGUGCUGGCUCCAGUUUUCUGUUGCGCUCCGAGAUUAUCAAAGUGUUUACAUAUCUGGUUACUGAGAUGCCUAGGUACAUAAAUCCAUUCAUGGAACGCAUAUUGCCCAUUAUCUGGCAGCUGCUCACACAAAUUGCCGAAACUUACGUCAAGGUAUCAGUUAACCAGACCGAGCCCAAUCCCCUGGCCAGCGGAACCAACGAAGAGGAUGACGAGCAGACCAACUUUCAAACAUUAAUCAUACAAAUUCUCGAGUUCAUUAACUGCAUUGUCACCUGCCCUAAACUGCGAGGCACCAUUAAGAAUGUGCUCGCGGACUUGAUCUACAUAACCAUCGUGUACAUUCAACUCAGCGAGGAGCAACUAGAGGACUGGCAAGAAGAUCCAGAAAAGUUUGUUGACGACGAAGAUGAAGGUGGCGUUGAGUUGACUGUUCGCAUGUGUGGCCUGGAUGUGUUGCUGGCCAUUAAUGAUGAGUUCGGUGUGAAGGCUAUUCAGCCAUUGCAGGAGGCGCUGGGUCGGCACUUUAACGUGGCCGAGGCGGAGAAGGCGGCUAACAAUCCGAAUUGGUGGAAGAUUCAGGAGGCCUGCAUGGACGCCGUACAUGGCUUUCGGGACGUUAUACUUGAGGGCGAUUCCAAAUUUGACUUGCUCAACUAUUUAACUAUUGUUCGCAAUUUGCUGGUGCACCAAGAAUCACCUCACCUGGUCGGCCGAGCUCUGUGGACUCUGAGCACAUACUCCAAGACGGAUUUGUACAAUCCGCAGAUGUUAUCUGAGAUUCUGGAUGUAACACUUUGCAGCUUAUCACCAGAUAAAUCACACAUUCUUCGCAUCAGCGCUGUCCGCUCCUUAAACGGUUUUCUGCAAGCCAACGAGAAUGUUGAAGGGGAGAAGCGAACAUUGCUCGUGUCAAAGCUACCGGGAUUUCUAGACGGCAUUAUGACGCUGGUACCCGGCUGUAAGGCAACUGUGCUGGCACUUCUCAUGGAAGCGCUCACUGUGAUGGUCAAGUUCGAUUCGAACUUUGCGUAUGCAGCUCAUGCAAAGAUAACUCCGCUCACGAUAGCGGCGUUUCUUAAAUACGCCGAAGAUCCGUAUGUUCUGGAGAACGUUCAGGAUCUGAUUAAGGCACUAAGCCAGCAGAAGCAAUGUCUGGGACCUUUGCAGGAGAAGUUUAUACCGACAAUUGUUAGCAUUCUGACUCUGCAAGGCGAACAUUGUAGCGAAAAGCAGGACAUUGCCUUGGACGUGCUCAAUACGAUUGUUAGGAACUCGGAAGCGCCGCUGCCCAGUGCACUGCUGGAGAACGCGUUUCCUGCCAUGAUUAACUGCGUCCUUCACACUGAUGAUCACACUGUAAUGGUAGCUGGUGGCGAGUGUCUGCGGAGCUUUAUUAACGUCUCGCCGGAGCAGAUCUUCAGCUACAAGAAUGGAGAAGGCGUCAACUAUGUUAUGCAAGUGGCAACUGUGCUCCUGAAUCCAAUGAAUACCGAAAUGACGGCCGGUGGUCAAAUUGGACGACUUGUUAUUACUAUCAUUACAAAAAUGGGUAACAUGCUGGGCCAAACGGUCGACAUGUUGCUUAAGGCCGUUAUCAGCAAGAUGCAGAACCUCGAGUGCCUUAAGGUUAUUAUGAACUUGGUGCUAAUAUUCGCCCAUCUCUUCCUUACCCAAAUGGAUGCGGUUCUUAACUUUCUGUCCACCGUGCCUGGACCCAACGGAGAGCCUGCCAUGCAGUUUGUACUCACCAAUUGGCUUUCGCGUCAGACGUCCUUCUUUGGUGCUUAUGAACGCAAAGUUACCACGAUGGCCCUGUGCAAGCUAUUCGAAUAUGGUGUGGCUACACAGGACAAUCGUUUGACUUCCAUAACCUACAAGGAACAAGUCGAGGAGCCAAGUGGCGAUCGCAUGCGCACGCGCUCAGCUUCAUCCAAUUGUCAGAAAUGGGUGUCAAUUCCAGCUCUUGUGAAGAUCUUCAAAGUGCUCAUAUCCGAGUAUCAAAAUUUUCAAGAGGGUAAACUUGAUGCACCGCUUACAGAUUCCGAGGAUGAGGUCACUGAGGAGGAUGAUGCGCCUGGCACUGCGGCUAAACCGCGCUACGUCUCAGAUCUUUGCUUCGAAAUGGAGGAAGACGACGCAGAAGAUGAACAACUACUACAGACGCUGCUUAAGGAGUCCAACUACACUAGCGACAUUGGCGAGAACUUGCACAAAUUUUUAACGAACUUCACUCAAAACGAGCAUUUUCCCACAUUUUUCGAGCAUCUUAAUGAGAGCGAACGUCGCAUUCUGCUCAUGAAGGUACAGCACAAAUAAUCAAAAGCGAGACAAUCAAUCAUCGACCGCGUAUCAAAUCUAAACAAUGCCCAGCAGCCCAUUGUGUUAAUCAUAUUUAUUUUGUAUCAACCAUUUAAUAAAUGAAAUUUAUAUACUA
Molecule: messenger RNA, 3285 nt
Organism: Drosophila innubila
Lineage: Eukaryota; Metazoa; Arthropoda; Insecta; Diptera; Drosophilidae
Gene: Ipo9
Product: importin-9
Exons: 5
Coding region: 96-3167 (1023 amino acids)
Biological process (GO): protein import into nucleus
Cellular component (GO): nuclear envelope; cytosol
Molecular function (GO): small GTPase binding
Source: RefSeq, a predicted model, not a curated record